AAAGUGUGGAUUCAUACGUGGAUAACAUUCCAAUUUCCAACACUAAACAGAUUCUCCACCAUUUCCCUGUCUCUUCCGCACGAGAGAAAGGUGAGUGAGUGAGAUGAUAUGGGCAUGGAUGCCUUAUAUUCCCCCCACACCACAUGCAAAAUCAAAUCAAAUUCACUAGUUUGGCCACAAUUCUUUGAUUUCUUACUAAAUAUUGUCUUUUACAUAAUUUUUUUACAUAACCAUCUUCUCAAUCACCAGUCCCCCUCCCAAGGCCCCAACCAUCUCUAUUUAAACAGGCUCUCUUCUUACCUUUAAACCAAUUCUAAUAUCCAUCUGCUCCUUUCCCCCCAUUUCUUUUUUUUUUUUCGUUUUUCCUGACUUCUAUUACAAAGCCAAUAGACAGGGUAAAAGUUUAAAAAUGGCUGCAAAAAAUAAACUUCAGAAGAGCUAUUUUGAUGUGUUGGGUCUCUGCUGCUCCUCUGAGGUUCCUCUGAUAGAAAGUAUAUUGAAAUCUCUUGAAGGUGUCAAAGAAGUAUCUGUGAUUGUUCCUACAAGAACUGUCGUUGUUCUCCAUGACAAUCUCCUUGUUUCUCAGCAUCAAAUUGUUAAGGCUCUAAAUCAAGCAAGACUGGAAGCAAAUGUGAGAGCACAUGGGGAGAUCAAGUACCAGAAAAAAUGGCCAAGCCCUUUUGCAGUGGCUUGUGGGUUGCUGCUUUUGUUAUCAUUUUUGAAGUAUGUUUACCACCCUUUGCAAUGGCUAGCUGUAGGAGCCGUGGCUAUUGGCAUCUGCCCCAUUGUUUUGAAGGGCUAUGCGGCCAUUAUGAAUUUCAGGCUCGAUAUCAACAUUCUUAUGCUCAUAGCAGUGAUAGGGAGCGUUGCAAUGAAAGACUACACUGAAGCUGGAACUAUAGUCUUCCUCUUCACCGUUGCGGAAUGGCUCGAGUCAAGAGCAAGCCAUAAGGCUACUGCUGUUAUGUCAUCAUUGAUGAGUAUAACUCCCCAAAAAGCAGUCAUUGCUGAGACUGGAGAAGAAGUAGAUGCCGAUGAAGUGAAAUUGAACACUGUUCUGGCAGUUAAGGCUGGUGAAGUUAUACCCAUUGAUGGAAUUGUUGUAGAUGGGAAAUGUGAAGUGGAUGAGAAAACCCUAACUGGUGAAUCACUUCCAGUUACCAAAGAAAAGGAUUCAACUGUCUGGGCUGGCACCAUCAAUUUAAAUGGUUAUAUUAGUGUUAAAACUACUGCUGUAGCUGAAGACUGUGUAGUGGCUAAAAUGGCAAAGCUGGUGGAGGAAGCUCAAAACAGCAAAUCUAGAACCCAAAGAUUCAUAGACAAAUGUGCCCAGUUCUACACCCCAGCAAUUAUAAUUGUAUCAGCCGCCAUUGCUGUGAUUCCAGCUGCAUUUAGAGUGCAUAACCUUCACCACUGGUUUCACUUGGCAUUGGUUGUCUUGGUGAGUGCAUGUCCAUGUGCGCUUAUCCUUUCUACGCCUGUUGCAACUUUUUGUGCACUUACAAAAGCAGCAACAUCAGGACUUGUUGUUAAGGGGGGCGACUAUCUUGAAAUCCUUUCCAAAAUUAAGAUCACAGCUUUUGAUAAAACUGGUACACUUACCAGGGGUGAAUUUGUUGUGACCGAUUUUCGAUCUCUCUGUGAAGAUAUAAGCUUGAACACAUUGCUUAACUGGGUUUCAAGUAUUGAGAGUAAGUCAAGUCAUCCAAUAGCAGCUGCGCUUGUAGACUAUGGAAGAUCACGUUCAACCGAACCUAAACCUGAAACUGUGGAGGAUUAUCAUAAUUUCCCUGGAGAAGGUAUUUAUGGGAGAAUUGAUGGCAGAGAUAUUUACAUUGGAAGCAGAAAAAUUUCGGUCAGAGCCCAUGGAACAGUUCCAACUCUAGAAGGCAAUAUGAUGGAAGGAACGACAGUUGGAUAUGUAUUUUCUGGAGCAACGCCUGCUGGAAUCUUCAGUCUCUCAGAUGCUUGUCGAACCGGUGUUGCAGAGGCAAUCAAUGAGCUAAAGUCAAUGGGGAUAAAAGCUGCUAUGCUUACUGGAGACAAUCAAGCUGCAGCAAUACAUGUACAACAACAGCUGGGGAAUCGUCUAGAUGUAGUCCACGCAGAACUUCUUCCUGAAGACAAGGCAAGAAUAAUCAAAGAGUUUAAGAAGGAAGGGCCAACGGCAAUGAUUGGAGAUGGCGUCAAUGAUGCACCUGCACUUGCUACAGCUGAUAUUGGUAUCUCAAUGGGCAUUUCGGGUUCAGCACUUGCAACAGAGACAGGGCAUGUGAUUCUCAUGUCAAAUGACAUUCGAAAGAUACCGAAAGCUAUUCAACUGGCUAGAAAGGCUCAUAGGAAAGUCUUUGAGAAUGUUAGUUUGUCAAUCGGUACCAAGGCUGCAAUUCUUGCUUUGGCCUUUGCUGGUCAUCCACUUGUGUGGGCGGCGGUUCUUGCUGAUGUUGGCACAUGCUUGUUAGUGAUCUGUAAUAGCAUGUUACUUUUGCAAGGAACACACAAACAUGCAGGAAAAUGUUGCAAAUCUUCAGCUGCAUCACAUACAGACAGACAUGGAUGCAAAACCGGUCAUUGCCACUCAUCUCAUGAACAUCGACAUGCUAGUAUAAACGGAAAGGUCCAAAAGGCGUGUGAGCCCCCAAAAUGCUCCUCCCAGAGGUGUGCCUCAAGAUGUCAAUCUAGCCCUUCCAAUUCAGAUUCAUCUUCAAAUUCAUGUGGGAGCAAUAAAUGUUCGGACUCAGGAAGGACACACGAUGGUUCUGAGAGUCAUGAAACAAAGCACUGUGACCAGGGAAGCUGUAACAAGGUCAAUCACAAGAUUGAGGUCCAUAAUUUGUCCAGCAAUUGUUGUUCAGGCCAUCACAGGUUAGGCUUGUGCACAGAACGUAAUGAUCUCCAUGGGGCAAACCACCGCCACCAGGGGCAUUCGCAUCAUUCAUCUACUCCAGAAGCAGACCAGCGAGAGACAAAAAACGAUCAUUGUCAUUCUAUUCAUUGUGGUGAGAACCAUAUUAACCUUAAAGCUUUAGGAAACUUGGUAGAGCAUAGUUGUUUGGAGAGCCUAAAUCCAAAGGCUCAUCCUAAUGCACACAAGUGUUGUACAGACUAUAGUGAGCCACCUCACACUGCCAUUGACAUUCCAAUGAAUCCAGACCGUGAGGCUACGCAUGCUUGUACGAGUCUGGAGAAGAGAGAAUUUGGAGGUUGUUGCAAGAGCUAUAUGAAAGAAUGUUGUGGUAAGCAUGGACAUUAUAGACCUGGCUUUGGAGGAGGCUUAACAGAAAUUAUCACUGAAUAAAAAUGUCUAAUUUUUAUAGAAACUAUGAUCUUCAGAUGUUUGGGUUUCUAGAAUUAAGAAUUGAGGAAAUUUUGACUCAGUGGAUUGAAUCAAAUUAAAUUAGCCAUUGUUGAAAGAAAUGCAAAUUAUCACAGGUAUUUGUAAGCAUCUGUUUGGGUUUGAAUGUGUAAACUGUUUCAUUGAUCAUUAUGGUAUAAAUACAAGUUAAAGGAUAAGUGAAAUUGCCUUAUGUCGGUUGU
Durio zibethinus is the source of this 3537-nucleotide messenger RNA. RefSeq names its product putative inactive cadmium/zinc-transporting ATPase HMA3. Gene Ontology annotation, cellular component: membrane. Gene Ontology annotation, biological process: transmembrane transport; monoatomic cation transport. The record is from RefSeq and is a predicted model, not a curated record. Lineage: Eukaryota; Viridiplantae; Streptophyta; Magnoliopsida; Malvales; Malvaceae. Gene Ontology annotation, molecular function: ATPase-coupled monoatomic cation transmembrane transporter activity; ATP binding; metal ion binding.